Molecule: messenger RNA, 502 nt
Organism: Acanthoscelides obtectus
Lineage: Eukaryota; Metazoa; Arthropoda; Insecta; Coleoptera; Chrysomelidae
Source: the annotation of a GenBank genome assembly
GCGUACGAUCAAGCUUAGCUAAAAAGGUCCAGGAAAAAAGCCCACAAUGGUUAGCACACAUUGUGUUAUUCAUCGGCAAGCUUUGGCUUCCCAAAACAUUGCCACAGAAAUUACACCUGGCGUUGGACUCGGCUAUAAGGAUUGUAUUUACUUUGCGAGGAUCUCGAUUCUGAUCACAAAGUCCUUCGGUUCCAUACAGAAGUACGCCGGCUGUCCAAAGGCAACAUGUUGGCUCGCCUUUAUGAAUUGAAAGAAGAGGCAAUUCUUUUUCUUGAGUUCAAAGAAAAACACGAUUUCUUAACAGUGUUCAAAGAUGGCACAUUUCAAUGGAGGUGGGCUUAUUUAACUGACAUAUUUGACUCCUUGAAUGAGCUAAACAUGAAACUUCAGGGCAGAAACAACACUAUAAUAAGUAAUUUAUUAUGAUUAUAUUCAGGGGUUCAUAUCACAGCUUCAACUGUGGAAUUAGAAAGUGUCUUCCGAAAAUGUUAUAUCUUUUUCU